UCCUUUGGCGCUCUGGGGCGCGGGCGAUUUGUAAGCAAUGGCGGUUGCUCGAUCGUCUAACUGUUGCAGAGGUUCAUCUACCAGUUGUAUGUGCUGCAACAAGGGCAAGCGGAGCGACUCGUUGCUGUUGGGCAAGCGGCUCUCCGAAGACUCGAGUCGCCAACAGCUGCUGCAGAAGUGGGAGAGCAUGUGGAGCUCGACAAGCGGGGACGCGUCGGUGGGCGACACGGAGAAGGCGCGGCUGGAGGAGGCAACGGUGGCGGAGGAGAGGCCGCUGGUGUUCCUGUGCGCCGGCUGCCGGCGGCCGCUGGGCGACUCGUUGAGCUGGGUGACCAACCAGGAGGACACCAACUGCAUCUUGCUGCGCUCUGUUUCCCGUAAUGUUUCUGUGGAUAAGGAACAGAAGCUAUCUAAACGUGAAAAGGAAAAUGGUUGCAUUCUUGAGACUUUGUACUGUACAGGGUGCUCACUAAAUCUUGGCUACGUAUAUAGAUGCACUCCCAGGGAUCUUGACUGUAAGAGGGACUUGUUUUGCCUCAGUGUUGAAGCCAUUGAAAGUUACACUUUAGGGUCCUCUGAAAAGCAAAUUGUGUCAGAAGAUAAGGAGCUUUUUAAUCUUGAAAGCAGAGUUGAAAUAGAAAAGUCUUUAAAACAGAUGGAAGAUGUCUUGAAAGCAUUACACGUGAAGCUGUGGGAGGUUGAAUCAAAAUUGUCCUUUAUCAGUUCUAAAAGCUAAACUCCACUCUGUGUCCCUCGUCCUGCCCUGCCCUUCUUCCCCUUAUAUGUUAAAUGACAAUUGUAGAAUUACUGUUACAGCUGUAUUUUAUGAUAAAGAGGUGAUUGUUUCCCAAAUUCCAAUUUUAAAGUCGUAUUAUAGUACUUGAUAGGAUCAGAAUUUAGGGGUUUUUAUUUUGAUAAGAAAGUGGGGUAAUUUUCUGAAUUGUUUUCUCCUUUGUAUUGAAUUUAUUAUUCUUCAUUUCCUAUUCUUUUAAAACUUUAAUUCACCUUUAAUAAUUGGGACAAUAUAUGGGUGGCGCCUGUGGCUCAACGGGUAGGGCGCCGGUCCCAUAUGCCGGAGGUGGCGGGUUCAAGCCCAGCCCCGGCCAAAAAAAAAAAAAAAAUAAUUGGGACAAUAUUUAACAUGAACAAUAAAAUCUUACACGGUUUUCUACUCACAGUGUGGCUGAAUUUUCUCUGACAACUAAAUACAACUAAAGCUCUUUGGAGAAACUGAACAGAUAAAUGAUUCGUCAGAACUUUUUGAGAACUUGUACAAAUGCAGAAUAGCACUUAUUUAUAGUAGGAUUUCACAUUAUCCUGUUUAUUUACUACUAUAUGUUUUUAAAAUCUGAGAGAAUACUUACCAGAUAGUGUAGAGGUCAUCUCUGAGGGUGAGAUUCUGAGGGAAUUUUUGGCUUUCAGUUUUCUAUAAUGCAAGACUUUUAUAAUGUGUGUGUUUGUUUUUAUAAUCAGGAAUGGA
This is a messenger RNA of Nycticebus coucang (slow loris), 1480 nucleotides long. It is a transcript of the gene MIS18A, whose product is annotated as MIS18 kinetochore protein A. Lineage: Eukaryota; Metazoa; Chordata; Mammalia; Primates; Lorisidae. Gene Ontology annotation, cellular component: nucleus; chromatin; chromosome, centromeric region. The record is from RefSeq and is a predicted model, not a curated record. Gene Ontology annotation, biological process: CENP-A containing chromatin assembly; chromosome segregation. The transcript is spliced from 5 exons. The coding region runs from base 38 to 736 and encodes 232 amino acids.